Messenger RNA from Striga hermonthica, 1806 nucleotides. NCBI's taxonomy places the organism in Eukaryota, Viridiplantae, Streptophyta, Magnoliopsida, Lamiales, Orobanchaceae. The record is from the annotation of a GenBank genome assembly.
AUGAAGCUCCUCCAUUGCAUACGCCCCACAGCGUCCGAACUCAUUUACCUGUGCCGAGCGGGCUCUGUGACCGACGCCGUCGCCCUCCACAACCUUAUAAUAAACUCGACCCAAGAUGUCACCUCCAAGCCUGUUGCGUACGCCAUGGCCGUGCACGCGUGCACCAAGUCCUUCUGCUUUGCUGUCGGCAUCCAACUCCACUGCUGCAUCAUCAAGUCCGGCCUCUCCACUGACCGCUUUCUGGGGAACAGCCUCCUGGCCCUCUACUUAAAGCUGGGCCCACACAAUCUCAAAGAGGCCCGCACUCUUUUUGAUGGGCUGGCCCACAGGGACGUCGUUUCCUGGAGCUCCAUGGUUUCGGGCUACAUCCGCGCUGGCCGGCCCUGGGAUGCUAUCCGUCUGUACCUCGACAUGUUGCGCUCCGGUGUGGGCCCCAACGCCUUCACCCUCUCUGCUGUUGUCAAGGCGUGCUCGGAGGUCGGGUGUCUCGAGCUCGGGAGAACCCUGCAUGGAGUCGUGAUCAGGUGGGGGCUCGUGCGUAAUGAGGUGGUCGUGGCAGCCCUGAUUGACAUGUACGGGAGGAGCCGCGUUCCGGUUGGGUGCCUCCGGCUGUUUUACGAGAUGGCCGAUCCGGAUGCUGUUUGUUGCACCUCACUCAUCUCAGCCCUCACAAAGUGCGACUUGUACCACGAGGCUCUCGGGAUGUUUUAUCGAAUGAUCCGGAAAUAUGGGUUCGGCCCAGAUUGCUUCACCUUUGGGAGUGCCUUGACGGCCUUGGGGAACCUCGAGAGGUCUAGGCAGGGGAAACAGGUGCACGCUUGGGCGGUCACGGGCGGCUUCCAGGGAAAUGUGUUUGUAGGCAGCAGCCUGGUCGACAUGUACGCCAAGUGUGGGAUGGUGGAGGAGUCGAGGAGCGUUUUUGACAGGAUGGAGAAGAAAAACUCGGUCUCAUGGUGUGCCUUGCUUGGGGGCUACUGCAGGGAGGGAAAAUUCGGGAUGGUUGUCGAUUUAUUCAGACAAGAUGUGGAGAAGGAUAGCUACAGCUUUGGAACCGUCCUGCGCGCAUGUGCUGGCCUGUCUGCCGAUAAGCCCGGGACAGAGGUGCACUGCCAGUACCUAAGAAGGAGUGGAUGGCGGGACGUGGUGGUUGAGUCGGCACUGGUUGAUUUGUAUGCCAAAUGCGGGCGUGUUAAUUUUGCCCACAGGGUUUUCGAGAGGAUGGCGGUGAAAAAUCUAAUUACUUGGAACUCAAUGAUUGGUGGGCUUGCCCAGAAUGGGAUGGGCAGGGAAGCUGUUGUGAUGUUCGACAAGAUGGUUCUUGAAGGGGUCCGACCGGACUACAUAAGUUUUGUCGAGGUUUUAUCUGCCUGCAGCCAUAGUGGUCUUGUGAGGCAAGGGAGGGAGUACUUUGUGUCGAUGUAUGAGGAUUAUGGGGUGAAAGCUGGGAUCGAGCACUAUAGUUGCAUGGUGGAUCUGUUGGGUCGGGCGGGUGAGAUAGAAGAGACCGAGGGUUUGAUUAUGAAGGGAGAGUUUGAAAGCGAGCCUUCUUUGUGGGCCAACCUUCUCGGUUCCUGUUGUGGGGCUGCUACAGAUCCUGCUGUGGCAGAACGUGUUGCAAAGAAGAUGGUGAGAUUGAGACCCGAUUACCACUUGAGCUAUGUGCUCUUGGCCAAUGUGUAUAGGGCUGCCGGGCGGUGGAAGGAUUCAGAAAAUAUGUGGAGCCUUAUGCACAAGAGAGAUAUCAGAAAGUUACCAGGGAAGAGCUGGGUGGAUAGAAGCAGCUCUAGUUUACUAACCGGAUUCUGA